Molecule: messenger RNA, 3081 nt
Organism: Trichoplusia ni (cabbage looper)
Lineage: Eukaryota; Metazoa; Arthropoda; Insecta; Lepidoptera; Noctuidae
Exons: 4
Coding region: 307-1383 (358 amino acids)
Source: RefSeq, a predicted model, not a curated record
AGCCAAGUGACCUUGUAUAUACGGCAUGUAGUACGGAAGGGAUCUCGUAUUGCAUACUUAAACCCUUUUAUUUAAUAAACACACUCAACGAAUGCAGUACGGAAGCACUCGGAGUCUCGGAAAGCGAAAUAGUUAAGUAUUGUUUUAAUAAAUACGUCGAGAGAUGUUAUAGAGCUUUCAAAAUAAGAAAAGCAUUUAAAGAACGACUCAACAUCAAUUAUUAUUGCGCUCGACGCAGUCACACAUUGUGACCACAACCUAACUAUCACGCGACGACACGCACCGAACAACACCAAACAACCAGAAAUGUACCAAAACGUGGUCGUAUUAAUUGUUUUGUGGACAACAGUAGACUGUGCGAACUACCAACGAUACGCCGAGCCUGGUGAUGCUAGAUAUGCAACACCUUCAAGUUACAGUAGCUACAGCACAGUAGCUAACCCUUACAGCCAAUAUCCCUACAAAUCUGGGAGUUAUGGAAGCGACGUCGCCAACUUCCCCGAAGUGACGAGGUACCCGAACUACAGUCCUGGUUAUUCGACGAGCAAGUACGACUCUUACACGACCCCGAGAUCCAAUGUGUUCUAUCCUCCUGGCGGGUACAGCACCUCAGGGUAUGGAGACUCUUACGGGCAAGGCAGCAGGGGCUAUGGCCAGGGAUACGGACAGACGGGACAAACUUACGGAAACAGCUACAGUUCGUACGAAAUGCCAUUCAUGAACGACAUCAGAGAUUACUGCGUGAACCGCUCUCCUCAGCAAGGGAUCUGGGUGGACAGCCUGAUGGGCAUGUGGUACGGAGUGGAGUUCGUGCAGCACUUGGCCGGUGAUUCCAGGGUAGACUACGCGAGGACCUGCAUCGUGAUACACAUAUCGGAGCCCAUGGAUAAUCCGUCGACUGAGAACCAGCUGUUCCACGUGCAGCACAUCAACGCCAAGUUCCGGCAAGAGUACCGCCACCUGCGGCUGCUGUGGGACGAGGCGGGCGAGACCAUCGAGUACUCACUGUACUUCCGAAACGACUCCGCCGGCUACUGGCAGGUCUUCGAUGGACAAAACGGAACAUUAGCGGCUCUACCAAAAUACCGGCAGUUCAGUGGCAGUAUACAAGUCCUGAAGGCGGUCAAUGACCACCUGCUCCUGAACUUCUGUCAGGACUCAGUGAACGGGAAGUCUCCGCAGCUGUACUCCGUCCUGUUCUCCCGCGAGCCCGGCUUCAUGGCAGAAUGGGAACUCAACUCGGUCCACGCUCUCCUACAGAACAAGAAGCUCUCCGUUGCUUCAAGAAGAAUGGUAUGCGGUAACAGUGCCGACAGACCUAUAGUUAGCUUAGCCUCAUCCUUCAUACUCCUAUUACUAGCAUACACGAUAGGCUCCUACUAACUUUGCAAUUUAAAAAAAUACUUUUUCGACAUUGAUGACAUCAUCACAAAUCUGUUUUCUUACCCACGCCGAUAUUCGGGAUGACAUAAUCAAACGGAACUUGAGAGAUUAGAUACAGAUAUAUAAUUUAGAACAGUAUCGCUCGCGUACGAUAAACAAUAUAUUAAAUGUUACUCAUACUUUUGCAUUCCAAAGAACUCCUUUGAUUUGGUAUUGAAAAUAAGCAGACGAAAUUUUAAACAUAGCAUGUCGAUUUAAAGUGGAAAGUGGAAACUUAUGACGUCUUAUUUAGACUUUGCAGAUAAGACUGUUUAAGUAAUAAAGAACUCUAUAUUGCAUUCCUUUGUUUCGCUAAAAGUGUUUCUGGAAUUCGCCGUGUGUUCCAUGUACGACCAAAAUGAAUGUUUUACAACUGCUUUUAAGGUACAGAAUUUAUGGCCAACUCGGCUGCAAAAUAUCAGUUGUAUGAAAUUUCGCAGUUUGGACGUUAAGUGUGCCAUUGUGUGCGCCCGUAGUCGUGCAUAUUGACUCUGAAAAUAUUUAACCGGUUUCAUCUCGCGUCCUUGUCUGCACUCGAGUUGUUACGAGCCGCUGUAUAGAGAAGCACAAAGGUUCCCGAAAUACAUCUACUUAUAAUGUAAUCCGUCCUUCUUACUUGAUAAUCAUAAGUAGAUGAUAUAAGUACACAAUAAUUUCGUGCCGACCUUCGUACACCUAGUAAUUUGAAACAAUUACUCGUUGGAACAGUGAUGGUCUCAAAUUUGUCGCAUCAUAUAUUUUUUUUUGUCGAAUGAUAGAAAUACUCCGUACUAAACAUAUUUCUGUUGAAUUCUUGUUUGGAUGUUGAUACGAAACUUAGAAAAUAUGUGCAGCUUACGAAUUCUGAGCGAGCAAGUGGUGCCAACAUUCAGGCAACUGCUGGCGCAUUAGAGUUAUGACAGUCGGAGUCAAGUUUAAUGUAAUAUUUCAUCCGUUAGGUUACACAACUGUAGCCGGUGAGCCGGCGUCUCGUGCCAUUCUAGACUAUAAUUUGUUAAACAAACAUCACUAGUUAAGGUCAAUUCUUACUACGGAGGAGGCUGAAUAAUUAUAAAUCCCUCCAAAAGUAUUCGGAGUUAACAUAAUUAUAGCUCCUUCUGUAGUAUGCACUGAUCUGAAUUUACAUUCUAAUAUUGUUUAAAUCUCCUUUAUUUAGUUUACAUACCUUCACUUUGCAAACUUGAUGUUUAUGAUUGAAUUUCGCUCUUGAACAACCUGUUAAAAACUGUCUUAGGUAAAAUUUAGAACCCUGUUCUUGCAAAUAAACUUUCUCAAGAGCUGCAGUAGAAAAAAAUAUAAUAAUGGCCAAUUUUAUCAGUUUGUAUAGGAUGACCGAUUUAAUUCCGAAUAAAUUAUUAGUUUUUCUGUUAUUUUGGUAUUUCCAUGCCAGUCUUCAUUGUAACAUGUUGUGUAGACGCGAUAAUGAUUCUAUUGAGUUAUAGUAAGUACUAAGUAGGGAAACAUAUGGUUUUAGAAAUGGUCACACUUAUGUUACGUAUAUAAUAGGUGCCCCUAUAUGUAUAUUAGAUUAUUCAUUCACCUUAGUAAUUUAUACACAAAUCUGUAAGACCAGAUGAUAUAUAUUAUUUAUAAAAACCAAAGAUUAAUCGAAAUGUAAUUUUAGGUAAGUCUAAAUAAAUACUUUAAAAAUCUGCUGUA